Messenger RNA from Paracoccidioides brasiliensis Pb18, 858 nucleotides. RefSeq lists its product as uncharacterized. The transcript has 3 exons. The record is from RefSeq and is a predicted model, not a curated record. Bases 1 to 858 code for a protein of 285 amino acids.
AUGGCUGCCCGGCGACCGAACUUGGCACCUCUCUGGCUGGGCUCAGCUGUAACCGGACUGCUACCCAGGAUACCGAAAGUAUGCACAAGUUCCAUACCACCAGUUUCUCUUGAAGCAACCGUGUGGACAAUGUCCCCACAAUCAUUUAUGGAUCCGACCUUCCAUCGCAGGCCAAAUGUCCGCAGGAAUCUUUGCCUGGAGAAGGUGAUACCCCGAGAAGACGAGUUUCGCCUCCUCUACAUAACAGACUUCAACUCAGAAGAUUUUGCGACUGUACCCCUGUGCCCCUAUCCACCGUUUGGGGUUGCGAAACUCCAGGAGACUGCUCUUGAAGUGAGGCCACAUGUUUCGUGCGGCCAUAGUUUAGCCUACAGUCACUGGGUUUGGCAGCGCCAGCGAGUGGGAAGCAAGGGCCUAAAAGAUCAAGGGUUUACACUGACUCUUCAACAAUCGCGGGGUGGAUGUUUGGCCCUGUUGCGACGGAAUACUAAAAAUUGUCGAGACUUUGGAUUCACCAUUACAUCAGCCACCGUCAUGCAUGGGAUAAAUCCUUGGAUGAAGGGCUUUCCGACCUCGCUACUCGAAACCUUUUUCCAAUGGGUGCUCUUCAAUGAUGGAGUAAAAUCGAAAGACAAGAAUAUGUGGAAUCAUGAAUGGCUGCAACUAUUGCUCAACAUUGGGGUUGAAGAUACUGUGUCAAAUGACAACAGCUCGUCGAGUUCAUUGAAGCAUAGGCGGAGUGCUCAUGUAUCUCGUUGGCUGCAGUCCAAGGACUGCAAGCCUGGCAAUACUUCCACUCAAACUUUACAACCCUUUGCCUUGCACUUUUUGAAGCUUCUCCGAUCGAGAGACAAGUAG